Messenger RNA from Effrenium voratum, 1980 nucleotides. NCBI's taxonomy places the organism in Eukaryota, Dinophyceae, Suessiales, Symbiodiniaceae. The record is from the annotation of a GenBank genome assembly.
AUGGCACCAAAAGGAACCGGCGUCCUCGAACUGUCGGCAGCGAACUUCCACGAGGCCGUGGCAGGCGAAGAAGCGGUUUUGGUCUACUUUAGCUGUGCUGGACCGAUCGGCCUUGGCUUCGAGGAGCAGUUCGCGGAGCUCGCGGUCUCGGAGGAGGUGGAGCCCCGGCUCCUCCGUUUGCGGCACACAGAGCCCGAGAUAGCUGCAGAGGCAGGCGUCGACCCCUCGCUGGGUGGCAGCCUGGUACUGUACAAGCAGGGCCGGCAGCUGGGGAAGGUCUCCCUGAAGGACAUGAACGAGAGCGAGGAGCAGGAAAUGGAGGUGGCCAAAUGGCUGGGCGGGAAAUACCCCGACUCGACGCCAGCGCCUGCCGCACCUAGACCGCCAAUUGGUGCGGCGUUGUCUGGGCCGCCCCCCGGGCCAAAGGCAGCCGCAGUGUUGGGGCAGACUCCGGGUGCUCCUUGCGGAGCGCCUCCUGCUGGACCGCCCCCAGGACCAAGACCAGGCGUGCCAGCGAUGGGCCAACCCAACGGCACUAUGACAGUUGGUGCAGCGUUGUCUGGACCGCCCCCCGCACCAAAGGCAGCCGCAGCCGCAGUGCCGGGACAGACUCCGGGUGCUCCUUGCGGAGCGCCUCCUGCUGGACCGCCCCCAGGACAAAGACCAGGCGUGCCAGCCAUGGGCUCGCCCAACGGCACUAUGACAGUUGGUGCGGCGUUGUCUGGACCGCCCCCCGCACCAAAGGCAGCCGCAGCCGCAGUGCCGGGACAGACUCCGGGUGCUCCUUGCGGAGCGCCUCCUGCUGGACCGCCCCCAGGACCAAGACCAGGCGUGCCAGCCAUGGGCUCGCCCAACGGCACUAUGACAGUUGGUGCAGCGUUGUCUGGACCGCCCCCCGCACCAAAGGCAGCCGCAGUGCCGGGACAGACUCCGGGUGCUCCUUGCGGAGCGCCUCCUGCUGGACCGCCCCCAGGACCAAGACCAGCCAUGGGCUCGCCCAACGGCACUAUGACAGUUGGUGCGGCGUUGUCUGGACCGCCCCCCGCACCAAAGGCAGCCGCAGCCGCAGUGCCGGGACAGACUCCGGGUGCUCCUUGCGGAGCGCCUCCUGCUGGACCGCCCCCAGGACAAAGACCAGGCGUGCCAGCCAUGGGCUCGCCCAACGGCACUAUGACAGUUGGUGCAGCGCUUUCGGGACCGCCCCCUGCACCAAAGGCAGCCGCAGUGCCGGGGCAGACUCCGGGUGCUCCUUGCGGAGCGCCUCCUGCUGGACCCCCAGGCCCAGGCUCGUGUGCAGGGCUAUCGGGGCCGCCGCCCGAACCAAAGGCAGUUGCAGUUCUUGGGCAGACUCCGGCCGCUCUGGCUGGGCCGCCUGACGCGCUACAGUUAGAAGCGUCAAGCAUACUUCCUGAGCAGGUCUCAGGCCCUCCAGUGUUGUCCAGCUCGGCCAGCCAGCCUGCGCUACCGAAAUCUGGCGCCCGGUCUCCGCUGUCCCCAAGUUCCUUGGUCACCUCGCCGACGGGCACCAAGUCCACUCCAUCCUUCAACGUGCCAGCCGUGCCAGCCGCGCCGACGCCGCCCCCAGAGCCCCCCCUUCCAGCGCCACAAGCACCGGUGCCGCCCUCGCCGCCCAGCCCGCAGGCUGAGGCGUGGGGCGAGCCGAAAGCCGUCAAGGUCGUGGCCAUCGCCGAGCCGGAGACCGAGGCGCCGCUGCCGCCCGCCUCGCCGGCGCCGGCGCCGGCGCCGGCGCGCAAGGAGCUGACGCCGCAGGAGGGCGUCGCCCAACUCUUCGCCGCGCACCCGGCCGUCAGCCGGGAGAAGAUGAAAGCCUUCCUCCAGCAUUUGCUCAGCAAGCAGGGCGCAGGCAAGCGCCUGGCGCCCGCUCAGCUGGACCGACUGGUGGAUGAGUUCCAGGAGGACUCCAGCGCCAUCAAGACGAGUCAAUUCAUCCAGUGGGUUUGGAGCGGCGCGGGCGGCUGA